Molecule: messenger RNA, 2081 nt
Organism: Drosophila innubila
Lineage: Eukaryota; Metazoa; Arthropoda; Insecta; Diptera; Drosophilidae
Exons: 2
Coding region: 47-2023 (658 amino acids)
Source: RefSeq, a predicted model, not a curated record
UAUUGUAUUAGUAAAACAAUAACAAUAUAUAUAAUAAAAUGCAAAAAUGUCGCACAUAUUGGAUGAAGAAGAUUUAGAGGCUCUCUGCUACGAGCGUUCCAAAGCCUGGUCCAAUGUUAUCAAGUGUUGUGCGGAGAAAGAGGAAGGCAAAGAAAUAGAUAUACGUAAUUUUGAGGAAAUAUUCAAGGACCAAGACGAAGACACCAUAGUAGCAAUGGAAGAGGCCAAAGAAGUAAAUGUGGAGGAGGAACUGUAUAAAACAACGCAGAGUAUGACCAAAACUGAACUUAUGCAAAUGCUGUGCAGCGGGGAUAGUAAGGAAAUCCUAGACCAGACGCUGCCCAUUGUGGAGGGGCAUGUGCGCAAGUGGAAGGAAGCUGGCUUGGAUCGCAUUCUAGACACAUUCGAUGGACAGCAGAUCGAGGAGCAUGUGGGCGACUGGUUGCGUCGCAACAACAGCGCUUUUGGUGGCAACAAUCUGUUGCAAGUGUCACCCAAAGCGGCCAAACCGUUCAAUGGAGCUGACCAAGUUUAUUCUACGAGCAGCAGCAACGACAGCGAAGCCGAGUCCAUGCACUCCGUGGACACUGCUCGCUACAUUCGCGCCAGUCGCAAACGCACCAUUUCCACGGCCAGCAAGUGCAGCAUUCCCAUGACGACGAUCAAGAUGUAUCGCAAUGUGCCGCGAAAGCGCGCCGAGCUGAGUGCCAAGUACGGAUGCGAGGAGCAGGAGCAUCGGCACCACAUGCAGGCACUGCUCCAUCGCCGCAGCAAGUUCCACAGUCGCAAACACGAGCGUGAUCUCAUCCUUCAAACCAGUUCCAAGCAGUAUUCCCACAGCUUCGAAGGGCAACAGCGACGCAAGCAGCUGCGCAAGCGUCGGGACACCUCGCCCAUGUUAUCCUCAUCAUCGUCCAGCGAGGAUGAACGUUGCGACUGCACGAGAAGAAAGAAGGUUGCCCACUCCCACUAUAGAAAUCGCAGCUACCACAAUCACCGUAUCAACUAUCGCGAUUAUCACUGUAAGCGAUUGAAGCUGGGAUCACGAUCCACUCAGGACGUUUUAGAGGAGGAACUGCGUCCGCGACUCAUGGAGAACGAGUGCACAUGCUGCAGCAUCGAGCGAUUGUGCUCGAACGUGGUGCACAUUGCCAAGAGCUCCACAGAGUCAUGGAUAGUGCAAAACACCAGCAGCUCCAACAGCUCCGAAACAUGCAGAGUGUCUUCAACAAAUCAUUCCUUGGCACUCAAGAAACGCACGCAGCAGAAGAUUAUAAAAAGCCAAUGCUGUUUGAGGCGUCAUAGACGGAAUGAAAAUAUGAAACAGACUAAGACAUAUUCCAAUGAACCCAAAGAUACUAAGUCACCGACAAACGAGAUACAAAGUGACAGCUCAGAGAAUUCUAGCGAUUGUAGCAUAAAAUUGAAACGAACAAAAGAAAAAAUGCAAACUAUUGAAUCGGUUUCGGAUAACUCGGAUGAUCUUCAAUCUAAUUGUAAGAAUCUUAACUCAACCUUCUCUAAUCAGUCAUGUAAGCUGGACACUUUAAAGGAUCAGUCAGAAGACACUGAUAGCCAUACAAUGGUAUCUUCUCCAACAGACUACAAGUCGCCAACCGCUCCACAACGAUCCUCAUUCAACAUUACUAAAAAAGGGAUUCUUUUGCAUGAGCCUCCACGACAAGCAUCCGCAUCAGAAGACCAGGAUAAAAACAUCAGCUUGGAGAAUUCUAAUGCUAACUUUACGCUAACGGAGCAGGCUCUCACACCAAUAAUUGGUCAGCGCAGAGCUCGCAAGCUCCUUAAAUACCAUACGGGCAGCAACAGCUUCAACAGUCGCUACCACGUUUACUAUCGUCCAUCUGCCAAGCUGUUGACCAAGUUAACAGACACUGACAAAUCUCGUGAAUUGAGUUCCUCCAGUUGCAGCGACACCGAUAGCGACGUCUUUGAGAUGCUUGGACGUUAUGGAGUCGUUCACUCUGUUCUGGAAAAAGGGAAUGAUUCGUUCAAGCUUGACUGAAACAGAUAAAGUACUUCUCAUUAUUUUUCAUAAUAUAUUUAGUAAUAUAAUUAUAAUU